Messenger RNA from Diceros bicornis minor, 1346 nucleotides. RefSeq names its product keratin, type I cytoskeletal 20-like. The record is from RefSeq and is a predicted model, not a curated record. The transcript is spliced from 8 exons. Lineage: Eukaryota; Metazoa; Chordata; Mammalia; Perissodactyla; Rhinocerotidae. Bases 1 to 1293 code for a protein of 430 amino acids. Gene Ontology annotation, molecular function: structural molecule activity.
AUGGAAUUCAGCGCCAAAAGCUUCCAAAGAAGCCUGAGUUCCUCCUCGCAGGGUCCUGCACUCAGCAUUAGGAGCUCCAUGUAUAGGAGGGGGGGCACACAGCACCUCGGGGUUGCACCCAGCGUCUAUGGGGGAGCUGGAGGCCAUGGCACCCGCAUCUCGACCUCCAAAGGCACAGUGAGCUAUGGGAGCGACCUCUCCCGAGGGGACCCAUUUUUUGGCAAUGAGAAGAUGGCCAUGCAGAAUCUAAAUGACCGGCUAGCAAGCUACCUAGAACAAGUGCGGUCCCUGGAGCAGUCCAACUUCAACCUUGAAAGGCAGAUCAAGCAGUGGUAUGAAACAAACGCGCCUACCACCAGUCGGGACUACAGUGCGUAUUACAAACAAAUCGAAGACCUGCAAAAUCAGAUUAAAGAUGCUCGACUACAAAAUGCUCAACGUGUCCUGCAAAUUGAUAAUGCUAAACUGGCCGCCGAAGACUUCAGGCUGAAGUAUGAGACUGAGAGAGCGAUUCGUCUAACAGUGGAGGCUGAUCUCCAAGGCCUGAAUAAGGUCGUGGAUGAUCUAACCCUACGAAAAACAGACUUGGAAAUUCAAAUUGAAGGAUUAACUAAGGAACUGAUUCUCCUCAAAAAAGAACAUCAGGAGGAAGUGGACAGCCUACGCAGACAGCUGGGCAAUACUGUCAGUGUAGAGGUGGAUGCUGCUCCAGGCCUGAACCUCGGCACCAUCAUGAAUGAAAUGAGGCAGAAAUAUGAAGCCAUGGCCCAGGAGAACCUUCGGAAGGCCAAAGAACAGUUUGACGUACAGAUUGAAACUCUGCAGCAACAAGUCACAGUGAGCACUGAAGAGUUAAAAGGAACUGAGGUUCAAACAAAGGAGCUGAGACGCACCUACCAGAACCUGGAGAUAGACCUCCAGUCCCAUCUCAGGAUGAAAGAAUCUUUGGAGCAUACACUAGAGGAGACCAAAGCCCGUUAUGGUGACCAGUUGGCCGCCAUCCAGGCACUGCUAAGCUCCCUAGAGUUCCAGCUGAUGCAGAUUCGGACUGAUGCAGAACGCCAGAACAAUGAGUACAAUAUUCUCCUUGACAUAAAGACCCGGCUUGAGCAGGAAAUUGCUACUUACCGCCGCCUUCUGGAGGGAGAAGAUGUAAACACUACAGAAUUCCAGUUAAGCAACCUGGAGGAGAGAGAUGUAAAGAAAACCAGGAAGAUCAAGACAGUAGUGCAAGAAGUAGUGGACGGCAAGGUGGUGUCUUCUGAAGUCAAAGAGGUGGAGGAAACCAUAUAAACAGCUGCCAGAAGGAGAUGCUGCUGAAAUUUUGAAAGAAAUGUAGCUAUAAG